GGUUUAAAAUGGCAUAUUUCAAUGUGAACAUGUUAUUUUCAUUGUAUGUUUACUAUUGGGCCGGCUGUGUGUUGUUUUGCCCGGUCAGCCGCGCCACCUUCCCUGAGACGAGUCACAAAACUCCAGCACCAAAAACUGGCGCCAAGAACAACCAUAACGAAAACAACAACCAUGAAAAACUGAAUUCAGAAGCUGCCGCUCAAGAAAUACCCGACUUCCAGUUUCUGAGAGCGAAACAGGCUUCGUCUCCGCUGCAGCCGAUCCGCCCUUACACUCUCUCAAUCACCCACGAAGAUUACAACUACCAGCCCAAACCCAAGCACCUGAAGCCGGCUCGCCUCUUAAGAGUCCUCGGCGCCUCCUUCGACCCCUUCUGGAUGUCCGUCGAAAAGCCCUUCGCCUCCGAACCCCACGAGACCAACGGCUCCUUUUCAAACUCCAGCCCGGAGCUCGUGGAGGGCGCCGCCCGGUACCAGCGAAAACUCGAGAAGGAGGCGCAAGAAGUCGAUUUGGACUGGUUCGGUUCGGCAGAAAAGGACCGGUUCCGGGCUUGGCUGGUCCAAAUGGCGUCCUGCCGCCUCACUCACCGCUGGGUCGACCUGGGUCCCGUGUUCUGGCCGCGGUGGAUCCGACACACCGACUGCGAGGAAGACAGCGCCGGACCCAGUUGCUCGUUUCCGGCCGGGAUGACGUGCAAACGGGCCCAGGUGACGCAGAUUAAGAUACUGGCCUGGCACUGUUGGUUCGGACUGGGCGGAGUGGGAGGACUGGGAGAGGGAGCCGAGGCUAAACAGCAACACUGUGUUUGGCGCCAAGUUCCCUACCCCGUCGUGACGGCGUGCAAAUGCAUGUGCCGUUAGAAAUAAAUCGACUUCUAACCAGAAUAAUCAUUAAUUUUAGCUUUAACUGAUGUGUAUUUUUUGGUUACCAUAUAGUUAUAUAAUAUAUCGAUGUGAUUCAGCCCUCUGAAAUGUCUUUAUAAUAUACAGCGCUAGACCCUGAUAUUGAUGCGAUCCAGCCCUCUGAAAUGUCUUUAUAAUAUACAGCGCUAGACCCUGAUAUUGAUGCGAUCCAGCCCUCUGAAAUGUCUUUAUAAUAUACAGCGCUAGACCCUGAUAUUGAUGCGAUCCAGCCCUCUGAAAUGUCUUUAUAAUAUACAGCGCUAGACCCUGAUAUUGAUGCGAUCCAGCCCUC
Acipenser ruthenus (sterlet) is the source of this 1194-nucleotide messenger RNA. Its product is annotated as noggin-2-like. The transcript has a single exon. The record is from RefSeq and is a predicted model, not a curated record. Gene Ontology annotation, biological process: osteoblast differentiation; negative regulation of BMP signaling pathway; negative regulation of cell differentiation. Bases 9 to 860 code for a protein of 283 amino acids. Lineage: Eukaryota; Metazoa; Chordata; Actinopteri; Acipenseriformes; Acipenseridae.